UUCGUGCUGCAGCUGUAGCUGAUGUUAAAUUACAAUCAUGAUAAAUAUUUAAAGUUAGUAUAUAAAACAUACAUAGAUCAUUUACGACUUCAUAUUAAUCUUUUGGAAUAAAAAUAUACAAGAAAUAAUUUCCAACGGUUUCUUAUCGUGAAUCACAGCUAACUUCGCACUGUAGCGUUCGCGGUUAACUUAACAUCAGUGGCCUUCACCGUCCGUUCAAGUUUGCUUUGUUGUUUUAGUUGCUGUCGAACACAUUUUCUAACACCUCGCGACCGCGUAAUGUGAUUUUUAUACAAACCGUGCUUUUGUGCUUAUCUGUGAUAAAAGAAAUGACACGAUGUUUCCGGGAGAUGUGAUGUGUUUUGUAUGAGUGUUUUGUGUACAAUGGGUUUGAUAACUUCGAGGCAGCAGACCAUGUUGGACGGUACGGGUGUGUCAGGGAAGAGCCAUCAUGUUCGGCAGCCGUCCACUAGGAACCGAACGAAGCCGCCGAUGCCGGACAGGGACGAGCUGGAAAACCGCUUCGUCAAAGUUCUGGCGUCUAUGGACUUGCCGCCAGAUAAAGCGAAACUGCUGCGAAACUACGACCUCGAGAAGAAAUGGGAGAUCAUCUGCGACCAGGACAUGGUGCAGGCGAAGGACUCGCCGGCGCACUACCUCAACAAGCUGAGGACUUAUCUGGACCCGAAGGCGUCCAGAAGUCAUCGGAAAAGGAAAAUGGUGGGCGACUCCACAUCGACGCAAGUUCUUCGGGAUUUGGAAAUAUCGCUCCGGACAAAUCACAUAGAAUGGGUACGCGAGUUUCUGAACGACCAGAACCAGGGUCUGGAUGUGCUGAUCGACUACCUGAGCUUCAGGCUGAGCAUGAUGCGGCACGAGCAGAGGAUCGCGCUCGCCAGGAGCCACUCCACCGACGGCAUCAACCAAGUGAACACAACGACAUCAGAGUGCAGCGGUCCGACAGAGGGCGGGUCGACGCUGAACGCGUCGUGGCGGCGGCGCGCGCGCAGCGCGGACUCGGAGUGCUCCGGCCCCGCCAGCCCCGCCGCCGCGCGCCGCCGCACGCGCCACGCCGCGCGCCUCAACAUGGGCGCCUCCACCGACGACAUACACGUCUGCAUCAUGUGCAUGCGCGCCAUCAUGAACAAUAAGUACGGAUUCAACAUGGUGAUCCAACACCGGGAAGCCAUCAACAGCAUCGCUCUCUCCCUCGUUCACCACUCGCUACGCACCAAAGCGCUGGUGCUGGAACUCCUGGCGGCCAUCUGUCUGGUCAAGGGCGGGCAUCAGAUCAUACUCUCUGCAUUCGACAACUUCAAGGAGGUGGUGGGGGAGCCGAGGAGGUUCCACACGCUGAUGGAGUACUUCAUGAACUACGACACGUUUCAUAUUGAGUUUAUGGUGGCGUGCAUGCAGUUCGUGAAUAUAAUAGUGCACUCCGUGGAGGACAUGAACUUCCGAGUGCAUCUGCAGUACGAGUUCACAGCGCUCAAACUCGACGACUACCUCGAGAGGCUGCGGCUGUGUGAGAGUGACGACUUGCAGGUUCAAAUCUCUGCGUACUUGGACAACGUGUUCGACGUGGCGGCGCUCAUGGAGGACAGCGAAACCAAAACAGCGGCGUUGGAGAAGGUCAAUGAACUCGAGGACGAAUUGGGACAUGCUCACGAGAGAUUGGCCACGCUGGAGAGGGAGGCGAUAGCGAAGCUGGCGACCCUGGAGUCGGAACUGGCGCAGGUGCGGCAGGAGAGGGACCAGCUCGCGGAGGCCAGGAGGCAAGUUGUUGAGGAGGUGUCGACGUUGAGGCGAGCGCAGCAGGACUCGCGGAACAGACAGUCGAUGCUGGAAUCGAAGGUGCAGGAACUAGAGUCGCUCACCAAGUCACUGCCCAGGGGGGCGUCCAUGGGCACAAUCUCAAUCCACGCGCUGUGCAACGGCACGGCGAACGGUCACGCGGUCCCGCUCGCGGCCGCCCCCCUCCCGAACGGCGACGUCCUCCCCCCGCGCGAGUCGCGCGCGCCGCCCCCUCCCCCGCCGGCGCCGGCGCCGCCGCCCCCCGCGCCGGCCGCGCCGCCCCCGCCGCCGCCUCCGCCGCCGCUGCUGUCGAGCUCGGCGCCGCCCCCGCCCGCGCCGCCCGCGCCCCCCGCGCCGCCCGCGCCCGGCAUGCUGCCGCCGCCGCACCAUACGGAUGCCAUGACCAUCAAGAGGAAGGUCGACACCAAAUACAAACUGCCCACGCUCAACUGGAUCGCACUGAAGCCCAACCAGGUGCGAGGCACAAUCUUCAAUGAGUUAGACGAGGAGCGGCCCCGGAGACGGAUCAACUUCACAGAGUUCGAGGAGAAGUUCCGCAUCGGCGGCGUGUGCGCCGGCGGCAGCGUCGACUCCGACACCGACACGCUCGCCUCCUUUCCCAGCAAGAGGUUCCGGAAGCCCGACACUGUGUCGCUGUUGGAACACACCAGGCUUAGGAAUAUAGCAAUAUCGAGAAGAAAGCUCGACACGCCAGUCGAGAAAGUCAUCGCAGCCGUCAACAACCUAGACCUCAAACAGUUACCGCUCGAGAGCGUAGAGAUACUGCAACGGAUGGUGCCCACAGAAGCCGAACAGAAGGCGUACAAAGAAUACGUCUCCGAAAAGAAAAACAUCAACCAACUAACAGAAGAGGACAAAUUCCUCAUGCAACUAACGAAAGUCGAACGAAUAUCGGCGAAGUUAUCGAUAAUGAGUUACAUGGGUAACUUCUUCGAUAACAUACAUUUGAUAACGCCACAAAUACAUGCCAUUAUUUCUGGUUCAUCGUCCGUGAAGUCAUCGCAGAAAUUCCGCAAUGUACUUGAAAUUAUUUUGGCUUUUGGUAAUUACUUGAACAGUAGUAAGAGAGGGCCGGCGUAUGGAUUCAAACUGCAGUCGCUAGACACGUUGAUGGACACGAAGUCGACAGAUAAGAGGAUAUCGUUGCUGCACUACAUCGUCGGCACGAUACGGCAGAACUUCCCUGAGAUUAUGAAUUUUGAUACUGAACUUUUGUAUAUCGAUAAAGCUGCUCAAGUGUCGCUGGAGAACGUGUGCGCCGACGUGGCGGAGCUGGAGCGCGGCAUGGACGCCGUGCGCCGCGAGAGCGAGGCGCGCGCGCACCACACCGUGCUGCGCGACUUCCUCGCCAACGCGCACGACAAGCUGCGCCGCCUGCGCCACGAGACCAAGCACGCGCAGGAUUCGUUCGCGGCGUGCGUGGAGUACUUCGGCGAGGCGCCGCGUGGUUGCGACGCUAACGCUUUCUUCUCGCUGCUCGUCCGGUUCACGAGGGCGUUCAAGCAAGCGGACGCGGAGAACGAACAGCGGCGGCGGCUGGAGGCGGCCGCGCAUGCAGACAUCGCCGACCCGAACAAAGCGAAACUCGUGCAGAAGAAACAACAGGAGGCUGUAAUCAACGAACUAAAAACGAAAUCGCAAGCCGUCGGCGAAAAGAAACUGCUUCACCAGGACGAGGUGUACAACGGAGCGCUCGAGGACAUCCUGCACGGGCUCCGCAGCGAGCCCUACCGCCGCGCUGACGCCGUGCGCCGCUCGCACCGCCGCCGCAUCAACUCGCACCGCCUCUCCAAGGGGCUCGAGGAGCUGGACGUAUGAUCCGAGCUCCACUCCAGUCUCGCACUGGACUCGCGCGUACAGAACGCCGUCAACACCAUCAACGCGCGCUGCGGCGACACGUUGAUACACGCCGUGCGCAAGAAGAAACGCAAAGAUUUAGAAAUGGUGCACAAGAAACAGUCUAUAGCUAUAUACAAUAUAGAGGACAAUGUGGUUGAUUUUCCCGUGAACGCGGAUUGUCAACAUGGCAACGCUCGCAGGGCGAAGUCGACGUACAGGGUGGCGCCGUGCGACGCAGAGGUCGAGGAGAGGUGCGAACUCAUCAAGUCCACGUAUGAGGCCAUCACCAAGUACACGCGGGCCAUGUUCGACAAGCAAAACGAAACCGUCGUUUGAACGAUGUGCCUAAUGCAUUUUUUAUAAGUCCACGCCUAUAUUGCACUUACAGUACUUUCAAAAAGUAUUGACGUUUACAGGCUGUGAUGCCAGUUGAAAUUAUUUGAAAAUUAGCAAAAAAUUGUGACCCCUAACAGAGUGCAAUAUUGGUAGAAAAUGUUAAAUUUGAUACGCCCACAAUUCAUUCCAUGCCACGCGCAAACACCGAACUCAGUAUUUUGCUACGGACAAUUUUUACACGAUUUUUAAUUUGUAUACAGGAAGCUUAGCUUUUAGUACUAUUGUUUUACACUCGUGGCGAGCUAUAUCUUUCCUUUUCUAACUUAUAAAUGAGAUAGAAAGAGACGGCAAUAGCUGCGGGUGUUAGUCCCGCUAGAUUUGAACGGCCUUUUAGACGCACAGAUUUUUACCACAAAUAUUGGGAUUUUUUUGGAAUAUUUAUUAACAUAUAAGUACUAAAUGUAACAGUGUCCUUAAUAUAUAUUAUCAUAUAAUAUAAAUAUAAUACAAUAAACAAUUGAUAUGCAUUUAUAAGUAGUGUUUUGUACCAUGUAUUUGUGAUAGAAAUGACUCGGUCAAAAACUCUUGAAAACGACGUAUAAAAUCAUGAUUGUCACUAAAAAAUAUAGUUAUAUAUUAUACAUGGUGUUUUAAGAUGUCAGUUUGGCUUCACAGUUACAAAGCACUUUUGAAUUAAUAAUGGUGUAUCUGAAAAUACAAGCACAUUUGUAAACACAGGACUGUUUUAUGUGUAUGUCGUUUUCAAGGGGCACAUUGUGAAAUAUUGCAUUUAUAUUAAUUCUAUUUAUAUAUAGUUGGUUAGGUACUGUCUCCGAAUAUUUUGGCUUGUCGACAAAACAGUAUCACACGGCGCCAUUACGUUGGAUUCCAUUUAGAUUGUCGUAUUGCACAAUAAAUAAGCAUUUAUUUUUAAUCUUUAUCUGUUAGUGCGUUGGUGUUUAGUUUUUUGAACUGGCAAUUUUGUUAUGAUACUAAACGGCGUAUAAAAUGGCAACACAGCGAGGCUAAGUCUGUAAUAAUGAGCUUGUUCUAUAGAAUUUUGGCUGCCAUUAAUCUGAGAAUGCAGUAAUAACCAAAUACUAAGUCAUAAAUAUGGAAGCAAUAUUUAUUUGACAUACGUAAUUGUCACGCUGCAUUGUCAUUUUAUACCAGUCGUAAAAUGAUCUGAGACUCGAAUGUUUUAUUCUAUUGUAAAUAAUUUAAUUUUGAAUACGUACAUGUUAUCGUACCAAUUUUAAACAAGAAUAUACUGUAAAUAUAGGUUUUUACGCCUUCAUACGUCAUCUAGUAGCUUGGCUUUGUAUUGAGCGAGCGACGAAUGAUACCAUGUGAAAAAUUGGUACGUUUAACAUAAUAGUUACUACGCAAGACGUUACUUUUUUUUAAGUUUAAUUUAAUAGAAAUGUAAUUUAAUAUAUACCAUUGCUUGGUUAUUCGGUCGUGUAUACAUUGAAAAAUAGAUUAUUUUAAUUGUAUUUUAUGGACUUGAAAACUGAUUUAUCUUCCAAUAUUCCAACUUACAUCAAAAGGAUUGUGACCGAAACUUGUGGUCUCGAUUUGAUAUUAUUCGUGUUUUUUUUUUUUACUUUUUAAAACUUCUUGAUUUCUACUUUUACAAUAGAAUUAAUAUCAUGCAUAUUUUAUAAAAUAUAUUUAAUUUAUGUUAUUAUAAAAUGUGUACACGGCUUUGUAUAAAAUGGUGCUCAUACGCACACUAGAUUAUUAAUUAUAAUUUUUAUUAAAUGGAUUAUUUAUAAUUAAAAUGAUUUGGAAAAU
Messenger RNA from Manduca sexta (tobacco hornworm), 5787 nucleotides. RefSeq names its product formin-like protein (gene Frl). Gene Ontology annotation, biological process: cortical actin cytoskeleton organization; cell migration; regulation of cell shape. Gene Ontology annotation, cellular component: cytosol. The record is from RefSeq and is a predicted model, not a curated record. Gene Ontology annotation, molecular function: actin filament binding; small GTPase binding. Lineage: Eukaryota; Metazoa; Arthropoda; Insecta; Lepidoptera; Sphingidae.